UCAGAAGUCACUCCAGCUCCCACUGCUUUAUUUGCUGCCGGUGGUCAUUCUGUUUCUCUGUUUAGUUACGAUGGAGCAGAAAAGAGAAAAUUCCUUGUCCCAGGAGAUUUCUACACUUCCCCUCAAAGAAAGCCCAGAAACCUUCUGGAAAGUAUGUUUUAAAAUAAUAGACUGGUUCCCACCACUGAGGUUUCUGCUACAGUGGCUAAACAGGGGAUGUUCCUGGCUUCGCUGCCUAUUUAUAGUGAAACCUCGUGAUAGCAACAAGCGCCAGCCUGCUGUGAAGCGCUUGGGCACAGUGGCUCAGAUCCUCUUUGCCAUCAUCCCGGUCCGACUCCAGCUGGCCCUUGGAUUUUUACAUAGCAUGUGCCAGAGCAUUGAAAUUGAAGAGACGUUGAAAUUGCCUGCCGCCCCUUCUAUGAGAGGGAGUAAAAGGAAGAAGGAAGAUGAUGAUGUUCUGGAUGAGCCGCAGUGCUGGAUAGAAACAAUCCUGAAAGAUCUUCCAGAUAAUGAUGAUUCAGAGGAUCCCACCUACGAGCCCACCAAAUCAGAAACUGACAGUGAGGAGUAUAAGUCGGAGAACGACACCGAGGGCGAUCUGGAAUACGAGGAGAAAGAUGGUUUGGUGAUACUGAAGGAAGACCCAAUUUCACCGGAGGGCCAAAAUGGAGAGGACACUGCAGAAGAAACACCCCGAACAGUAGAUGCUGGAGAAGAAGUGGCAUCACGAACAUCUGGGGAUGAUCACAAAUACCCAGAGCACUGUCUUUUGACAAACAGAGGCAUCUGCUCCCUAAAGAGCUUGGAAAGUACAGAAAUCAUGGCCGCAUCCAUCCAAGGCAGUGAGACAGUUGAUAGCAACGACUCUGAAGAUGUUUGGACAGAAGCCAGUUGUCCCGAUGGUGCAAAGACCUUCUAA
Messenger RNA from Ahaetulla prasina, 919 nucleotides. RefSeq lists its product as uncharacterized. The coding region runs from base 71 to 919 and encodes 282 amino acids. The record is from RefSeq and is a predicted model, not a curated record. NCBI's taxonomy places the organism in Eukaryota, Metazoa, Chordata, Lepidosauria, Squamata, Colubridae. The transcript has 8 exons.